CAACUGGACCCCGCACUCGGGCCGUAAGCCCCCUUCUUAGCUGAGCAGAGCGACGGGGCGGCGAGCUGGGUACUACCAUGGCCGCGAACUAUUCCAGUUCGAGUAAGAGGAGAGAACAUGUCAAAAUUACGACUGACCCCCAGCCAGGCUUCCUGGAGCGGCUGAGUGAGACCUCGGGUGGAAUGUUUGUGGGGCUCAUGACCUUCCUGCUCUCCUUCUACUUAAUUUUCACCAAUGAGGGCCGUGCCUUGAAGACAGCAACCUCCCUGGCCGAGGGCCUCUCACUUGUGGUGUCUGCUGACAGCAUCCACACUGUGGCUCCAGAGAACGAGGGAAGGCUGGUGCACAUCAUUGGGGCCCUGCGAACGUCCAAGCUCUUGUCUGAUCCAAACUACGGGGUCCACCUUCCGGCUGUGAAACUGCGGCGGCACGUGGAGAUGUUCCAGUGGGUGGAGACAGAGGAGUCCAGGGAGUACACCGAGGAUGGGCAGGUGAAGACAGAGAGGAGGUACUCCUACAACACCGAAUGGAGAUCGGAGAUCGUCAACAGCAGAAACUUCGACAGAGAAAUUGGCCACAAAAACCCUAGUGCCAUGGCAGUGGAGUCAUUCACGGCAACAGCCCCCUUCGUCCAAAUUGGCAGGUUUUUCCUCUCGGCAGGCCUCAUUGACAAAAUCGACAACUUCAAGCCGCUGAGCCUGUCCAAGCUAGAGGACCCCCACGUGGACAUCAUUCGCCGGGGAGACUAUUUCUACCACAGUGAAAACCCCAAGUAUCCAGAGGUCGGAGACCUGCGCGUCUCCUUUUCCUAUGCGGGGCUGAGUGGCGAUGACCCCGACCUGGGCCCAGCUCACGUGGUCACCGUGAUAGCCCGGCAGCGGGGUGACCAGCUGGUCCCAUACUCCACCAAGUCCGGGGACACCUUGCUUCUCCUGCACCACGGGGACUUCUCUGCAGAGGAGGUGUUUCGUAGAGAGCAGAAGAGCAACUCCAUGAAGACAUGGGGCCUGCGGGCCGCCGGCUGGAUGGCCAUGUUUAUGGGCCUCACCCUCAUGACACGGAUCCUCUAUACCCUGGUGGACUGGUUCCCCGUCUUCCGAGACCUGGUCAACAUUGGCCUGAAGGCCUUCGCCUUCUGCAUGGCCACCUCGCUGACCCUGCUGACCGUGGCUGCAGGCUGGCUCUUCUACAGGCCCCUGUGGGCCCUCUUCAUCGGCUGCCUGGCUCUGGUGCCCGUCAUCGUUGCUCGGACACGGGUGCCAGCCAAAAAGCUGGAGUGAAACAGGCCCUGGCAUCCACCUGACACCCACGUGAGCCUUAGGAUCCAGGUCACACCCCACCCCUGACCCCACUCCACGCCAGCAUGAGUUUUGGAUUCUGUACCCGCCCUGCUCUUCAAGGGGCCGGACUUGGCAGCGUGCACAGGUGUCGGGUUUGGUGUUCCUCAAUUUACGUCUUCCCCACCCCUUCUCUUGCCAGUGGGCAG
Molecule: messenger RNA, 1486 nt
Organism: Ceratotherium simum simum (southern white rhinoceros)
Lineage: Eukaryota; Metazoa; Chordata; Mammalia; Perissodactyla; Rhinocerotidae
Gene: TMEM43
Product: transmembrane protein 43
Biological process (GO): lipid metabolic process; nuclear membrane organization
Cellular component (GO): nuclear inner membrane
Source: RefSeq, a predicted model, not a curated record